Zerene cesonia (dogface butterfly) is the source of this 884-nucleotide messenger RNA. RefSeq lists its product as uncharacterized. NCBI's taxonomy places the organism in Eukaryota, Metazoa, Arthropoda, Insecta, Lepidoptera, Pieridae. Gene Ontology annotation, biological process: cytoskeleton-dependent cytokinesis. The transcript has 4 exons. The record is from RefSeq and is a predicted model, not a curated record. Gene Ontology annotation, cellular component: dynactin complex. Bases 253 to 819 code for a protein of 188 amino acids.
ACUGCAUAUUUUAUUCUGUGUAAACUGUCGUCUGUCAUAGUUUUAUACGAGUCACAAUUCCAAAUACAAAUUUAAUAUUCUUAAUAAAUUCUACUCACAAUAACACUGGGUCACUGGCCUAAUAGAAAAAAGAUAGUUUUUAAAUUGAUAGUCCAAAUUCGAAUUUCUUUUUCCUUGUAAGUAACCUUCCUGCUCGACAAUUCAACGUUUUUCUUGGUUUUACUUUUACAUAUUUUUGUGAAGAAAUUUACAAUGGAUCCGAUUGCGGUUUUACAAAGCAGAAUUGAACAACUCGAAGCUAAAUUAGGUUUACCCUCUAAUUCACUUAUUGAGGGACAACAAGGUGAUUCAGUAACAGUAAAUCUUAUAAAUACUGCGCAAGCUAUCAAUAAUGCUACUGCGGGACAUGAAAAACUAGCUCAGGCUCAGAAUAUGGCCUCGGAAUUGAACAACUACACCGAUCCAAACUUUAUAGAAAACAUGCAACAAAAUACUAUGAAUAUGCAUGAAAUAGCAGCUGCAGAGCCUGUGAUCAAACAUCACUGUCAUUGUAUGCAUAGAUGUAAACAGGCUGCACCUGUAUUGGAGUCAGAAGUGUUACAACAAGUUCCCCAGAUGCAGGAAGCUGUUAAUAACAUGCAUAUUGCCGCUGCAGAAGUGAAGGCAGAAGCUGAUGGGGUAUCCCAAGGAAUUCAAGAACUGGCUGAAACUUGCGGUGCUGCUGCUUCUAAUGCUUCAGAACAACUUACUAAUGUAGCUCAAAAGGUUGAGCAAGUUGAACAAAAAAUGUUUCCUAAAAGACGAAAUGGAUUAGAUUAAAUAAUUCAGAUCUGUUUUACAUUAUGUUAAAGUAUUGUUUUAUAUUUAUUUAAUUGCUUAAAUUG